GGGAGGUCCAGGAGGGGCCGAUGCGCGCUGCGACCGCAAACCUCGACUUCUGCCCCCACAAGUACUCCCUACUCAUCAUUAUCGGAGGGACCGCUCACCUCAAACAGACGGGACACAUCAGCAGGGACAUUGAACGAGGUGUUCGGUCAUGGGACAUUGACUUAAAAUCCUGUAACCUGAACCUCUACCUGCAAGAAUUCCUGUCCCAUCACACGGCGUCAUUCAAAGGUGCAGGGCACAAGUGUCUGCGCCACAGCGCCAGAGUGUUGGACACUCAGGUGCUGGUCAGUCCAUCUCAGGAACAGGUUCAUUCAGAGGUAUUUGCUCUGCUGUCGAGGGGGUCGGCUCAUAAACUGUUGAUCUUGGCUGGCCAGAGCGUGGAGGAGAGUGGAGACCUGCUGUUCCACAGAGGACUGUUCUCGCCACAGCAACUGAAACAAAUACUAACGGAGCAGUUCAUAGAUCAAGAGAGCUCUGCUUCCUCCUGCAAGCUCAGCCUGACCCUCAGCUGUCCCAACAUCGGCGAGUGGAGGAAGACCCUCUUGGGGAACCAGCCUCUGCAGGGUCCUUUCACGCUUCACAUCAAUCCCCCAGAGGUGCUGCCUGCCAUGGAGGCCCUGGGGGAAUUCACCUCCCUCAUCUCCAGUACCCUUUGCCCUCCAUCCAUGUUUGACCUCCUGCCUCCUCCCACCACCGUCGGUUUCCUCAAGCUGUCCCGUCCCUGCUGCUAUGUGUUCCCUGCCGGCCGCGGUGACUGUGCCUUCUUUGCUGUAAAUGGGUUCACGGUGCUGGUGAAUGGCGGCUCCGACACUCAGGCCUGUUUCUGGAAGCUGGUCCGCCACCUCGACCGUGUUGAUGCAGUUUUGUUGACGCACAUCGGGACAGAGAACCUGCCAGGUGUUAACACCUUCCUGGAGAGGAAGGUGGCAGAGCUGGAGCUGAGCUCUGAUGUCAAAGACGACUUGUCUAAGAGGUUGAUCUCCCCUGAGCUUGGAGUUGUGUUCUUCAACGCCCCCGGCAGGUUGCAGGUGGAGCAACAGCCUUGUGUGGAUAAUGUACUGAAGAGCACACAACAGGCAGCCCUAACCCUACAGUUGUUAAAGAAGUUAGAGAUCAGACCCCAACCAAUGUUUCGACCACAAGGAGUCCCCAUUGAGCCACUAACCUUGUUCCAGAAGAUGGGAGUGGGACAGCUGGAUUUGUACAUCCUCAAUCCUGGCAAAAACAGCCAGGAGUACCAGACGCUCAUGCAAAACUGGCCUGAUGCAGUGUCAUCAGCAACCAAAUCCCAAACUCUCCCUCUCCCUCUCACUGCACUGGCCUCGGUGUCUGCCCUGCUUGUGUGGCAUCCAGCCUGCCCUCAAGAGAAGGUGGUCAGGGUGCUCUUCCCGGGUGUUACCCCACAGGCGAAGGUGCUGCAGGGGCUAGAGAAGCUGAAGGGCCUGGCCUUCCUCCAAAAACCCACCGUGACAACCGGUGACCUGGAGAGGCUCGGGGAAGACAGGAAGACCAAGAGGACAGAGAGCCAGGACAGUGGCAGGUCACUAGGGAAGGAAACAACAUUCAAACAUGGAAAAGAAAGAGGGGUGAGAGAAGAGGCAUCAGUGAAGGAGAAGGGGAAAGGAUUAAAUGGAGUUGUAGGAAGAGAUGAUGAUAAAACCAAAAUCAAAGAGGUGGGUGUAAAGCAAAAAGCAGCAUCGUCUGAGAAGAAUAUGUCAAAGAAAGGAGGAGGGAAGGAUGGGAAGACUGGCAAUAAAGAUGAGAAUAGUAUUAUGAAGAAUGAUCAGAUGAAAAAGGAUGGUCUAUCUUCCAAACCAAAGAAUGAAAAUAAAACUAAGCUCAAAAAGGAAGCAAAAAAUGACUCGAAAACAGGGGUGAAGAUAACAAGAAAACCACCAGGAAAGGAGGCAAAUGAUGGCAAGAAGGCACAUGUAAACUCUGAAUUGCCAAAUAAGAACUCAACAAAACCUGAUCCUGGCCCUGUGUUAGAAAAGUCAGAGCCGGACUGCCCUGCUACAGAGCAGCAGAAUCAAAAACCGGAGAAAGAACAUGAAGAGAAACCCUGUGGCUCCAAAGCAUCUACCCCUGAGGACAUGACAGCUGAUUUCCUCAGGCUGCGAGAGGGAACUGAAGGAGAAGAGGCGCAGGAGGGAACAGCAGAUGAAGGAGAGCAGAAAAGCAGUGAGUCAGGAAAUGAAAAGAGCCUUGGAGAUCUGAACAAAGAGACAAGUAAUGAAGCUGCUGAUGGAGCAGUGGAGGAAGCAGCAGGUGGCGCAGGGAUAAUGGGAGGAGAGAGUGGUGGUAAUGAAGUGAAAAAUAAGGCUGGGACUGGAGAGAAAGCUGGUGUAGACAUGCAGAAAGGGUCUGAAGACCAGCUUGGAUAUGCUACCAAACCAGCAAAGGUUGUGGGAUUUCCAUCUCCCUUGAACAAGAUGCCAAAGGACGAGUGCACAGUCCAGCUAGACUUAACCCCGACUGAGUACACUCUCCUAGAUGGGGCUUUGAGACACAGCCCUCCCUCAAGAUCCUCUCCAGAGAACCAGGCCCCUGUCAGCCCUGAUGAGGAGACCGUGGAGCCGGCCUCCCCUGACUCACGGCCCAACAGUGCGGGCCACACUCCUUACUGUCUUUCCCCAGAUGAUGUGUGGUGCAACAGGGCCACUCUUAGCAGGCUACAGGCCCAGAUGGGUAACUUAGAGCCCACUGACGUCAGCCAGUCAAGUGGAUCAUCCAGACAAAGUGAGGGGCAGCUAUGCCACCCCAAAAACACUCCAGAGAGCCACACGAAUCCCAGGGAGAAGCAUCUAAGUUUCCUUUCUUUGGGUACAUUUAAAGAGGGAUCUUCAGACCCCUCUCCCUCUGUGGCCACCACCACCACCACCACUACACACUCCAUGCCAGCAGAGGUGAGCUCACCUCAGUCCACAGAAGUAGACGAAUCACUGUCCAUGUCCUUCGAGCAGGGACCAACCAAUGUGAGCCAGAGAGAGGGAGAAGACAGUGUUCAUCACUCCCACUCCAAUGGAGGCCAUUUUGUGGGGAUGUCUUUACCGAUGAAGAAGCCUCCCAGAUCUUUAGGUCAAGGUUCAGAGAUGGGGCGACCUCCAGCCCCUAACACACUUCAUUUUGAGGCGUCACCUCAUGAUGUGGAUCUUUGUCUGGUUUCUCCUUGUGAGUUUAAGCAUUUCAAAGCCCCUGACUCCAGCUCAGGUGCCAGUGAACCCUCCAGAGGAGCCUUUCCUACGCAUCAUCACGGCAGCAACAAUAACAAUCCUAAGGACACGUCACCCAGUGAGUCAAAUGCCCCCGUUUGUACAGAGGACUGUCCGUCCACCACGGCAGAUGGAGCUCUGGACUCGGAUGAGGAUGAGUCGUGCAGUGAGCCGACUAACUCCCCCCAUGACCUCUGCACCAGCCAGGCUCUGCCCUCAGACCCUCUUCCAGCCCCUCUCAGGGACAGUCCGCCUCUGCCCCCACAUCCUGACGCCUCCAUGCCCGUUCCUCAGUCUGAAUCUGAUGCCCACGGGAAGAGAGCUAAAGCCAGCAUCAUGCGGGGGAAAAAAACGCCAGGGGUUAUUGAGGGCUCCCAGAAAUCAGGCUCAGGAAAAAGCAAGACAGGGAGCCAAAGUGGAGUCACAAAAGGGAAUGUUUCUUCCACUCGCACGCCUUCCUCCAACAGCCGCUCAGCUCCGGCAAAAUCCUCAUCCAACCCAGGCUCUAAGUCUACCUCUGCUGGUGAAGUCAGCGUGUACGUGGACCUGGCCUACAUCCCCUCUGGAGCCUCGUCUUCAACAGUCAGUGUGGACUUCUUCAGGUGUGUUCGCUCCUCCUGCUACAUCAUCAGUGGCGACAGUCCAGAGAGGGAGGAACUAAUGAGGCAAACACUGGAUGCCCUACUGGAUGCAAAGAUAUCCUGGCCUGACACUAUGCAGGUGACAGUGAUCCCUACCUUUGAGUCAGCGUCAAUGCAGGAGUGGUACCAGCAGACCCUGGACAGACAGAGGGAGCUGGGCCUCACUGUCCUGGGAUCCAACAGCACUGUUGCCAUGCAGGACGAGACCUUUCCUGCCUGCAAGAUAGAGUUCUGAGGCAUGCAUGUGAGAUGCAGAGGUGGAGGGUGAAUAUGAGAUUAAGGAUGGAAAUGUGCGCGUGAGAGAGACAGAAAGAGUCUGGAGCUAAGAGUUACAGAAUUAGAGAGUUAGAAACAGAGAUUAUGGGGCAAUAAAGGAAAUAUGGUGCCCCUUACUGCACGAAAAUGACCGAAUGGGUAAUUAAAUGGGGUAUUCACUCCAUCCCUUCCUGGUUUUCACUUCUUUUUGGGCUUCUUUUGCAUCAAAGAGCCCUUGUUUCUCUUCAUCCAUGGAGAGCAUACAUCCCUGUGGGGAGUACUGCAUGAUUUUUUUCGACCAAUGACCCUGUGUCAAACAGGAGAGGAGAUCACACUGGCUGUGAGAGAAGCAUGUCGGGCUGCAAACAUGUAGAUCCACAUGAAAGUCGAUGUUGUAGAUUAGUCAAAAUAGUUAGCACACAAGGGGUUAAAGGCACUAUGUGUGGGAUUGUUUUCUCAAUACGUGAAGCGCUGAGAAGUGACUGUGACAGCAGCCUGUGCUACAGUAUGUGUCUGGGUCUAUUUAGCUGCUUUUAAUGCUACAUUACAUACAAGUCCCACCUGAGGGGAAUUGAAGGAUCAUUUAGCUAAUCCAACAGCUCGAGAUAUUCCAAAAUGGCAAGAUUGUGCAAACUUUCGUUCGUUAAAGCAUUGUUUGCAUUGUGUUUCAUUUACUUACUAAAGUUCACAGUAUAUGGCCAGAUAUUUGUUGUGAGCACUGUGAGCAGAUAUUGAGGUGAGCUGUGUGCCGUGUGUUGUGCCUGCUUUAAAAAGUAUUGCGCCACUGUGGCUGUGACUGCCGAGCAAACAGACGCUGAUGUGUCCGGCUGUUAGUGAGUGAUAAUCGUGUGAGAUUACUGAAUCUGAGUGUGCAAAAACAAAUCUGUCAGAAGGGAUUAGAGCACCAGAUUAAAUUUAAUAUCAUUACAGCAAUCAUUUUAUUAAGUAUGGUUCUGUAAUUGUAAUCCAUUACAAGUGCUUAUAAUCAUGCUAAUCAGGAAUCAGACUGCAAAUGCUUUUGCAGACUUAUGUGUUGACUUGUUAUCCAACUCAAAAAAAAAAAAACUUAUAAAACUUUAAUGUAAUGACAUGUAUAUUGAUUGUGAAUAUGAUGGAUAUGAUCAUACAUUAUAUUGUAGACAAAUAUUUUGCACAGCAUCACAUGAGGGUUUAUUCGCAGUGGGUGUUUAUGAGUUUUCCAAUUUGUAGUAUGUAAAUAAGAAUAAAUUAACAAAACAAACUAAUGUUAUUUAUAAUUGGAGCCAAAGUAAUCCUGGAAAUGAAAUGAAAAUAAAUUAAUUACUUAACAACACACAUAAAAAUUUAUUUUAUCUGUACAUAAUUUCCUAAUAAAUUCCCACAAGACAUGGUUCAAUUGAUACAUUUCCAAUUAAUUGUUAGCAUAAAGUUGGACAUGCAAAAAUGUCAAAUUUGUGUACAGGCAAGCAUACAAUUUAACAGAUAUAAAGAGUAAUUUUUUAAUAAUAAAUGAGUGUUUACUUGGAUUUAAGUAGAGCAAAAGAAUUUUCUCUGGAUAUAUAUAACUGCUUGUAUCCUCAAGACAACUAACUAAACCAACUACACUCUAGCGUCUCUGUAAUUUUUACCGAAUUUCAGGUUUAGACCCAGUAUAUUUUAAUUGCAAUUUCAAGUAAUCAGUAAUCUUUAAUGUAGUAGAUUACAUUUUAACCUCUCUAGACCCGUCUGUCUGUUUUCCUUCCUCUAUCCUUUCAUCCCAGUCUGGAUGUCGAAGAAUAGAUCUCAUACGGUGGGAUGUAUAAGAAAUCACUAUUUAAACUAUGAUUGCCUUUUUAGCUACUUAUUUGCCACAUAAAUGUGAAUGUGACUGUGGCAUACUGUUUCCUCAAGACCAAAGCAUGAGAUCAAAAAGCCCCCAUUGACCAUUUUCCUCUCCAUCUAAAUGCUGCCUACAAAUACAAAAAAUGUCAUUUUCAUUCAAUAUCUCUAAAUUAUCUGAAAGAUAUUUUGUAGUUAUAUAAACCCACUGUUCAUCUUUUAUCGUGAACUUGUAUCACCUUUGAGAAUAAUGCAAAUUAGUUUUAUUUUGUGCAAUCAAUUUACUUUCUUUUUUUUUUUUAAAUCACUUU
Molecule: messenger RNA, 6216 nt
Organism: Seriola dumerili (greater amberjack)
Lineage: Eukaryota; Metazoa; Chordata; Actinopteri; Carangiformes; Carangidae
Product: microtubule-associated protein 1S-like
Exons: 10
Coding region: 21-4088 (1355 amino acids)
Biological process (GO): regulation of microtubule depolymerization; microtubule cytoskeleton organization; axonogenesis
Cellular component (GO): synapse; microtubule associated complex; neuronal cell body
Molecular function (GO): actin binding; microtubule binding
Source: RefSeq, a predicted model, not a curated record